Pestalotiopsis fici W106-1 is the source of this 1692-nucleotide messenger RNA. RefSeq lists its product as uncharacterized. The transcript has 3 exons. The record is from RefSeq and is a predicted model, not a curated record. Lineage: Eukaryota; Fungi; Ascomycota; Sordariomycetes; Amphisphaeriales; Sporocadaceae. The coding region runs from base 1 to 1692 and encodes 563 amino acids. Gene Ontology annotation, molecular function: oxidoreductase activity; FAD binding.
AUGAGACCGUUUUCCAUAGUUCUCGCGGCAGCCCCCGUCUUUGCAAUGGGCGCCCACGCCAGUACCUGCUACGCCAUGCCCGGCGACUCGUCCUGGCCGUCUGCUGCUACCUGGUCGCAGCUGAACGCCACCGUGGGCGGCCGCCUCAUAGCGACGGUCCCCAUAGGCUCGCCGUGCCACGAUCCAAACUACGAUGCCGUCGCUUGUGCGGCCCUGCAGGACGAGUGGACACUCCCCACACCACAUCUUAAUUCCUCCUCCUCGGUCAUGGAGCCUUAUUUUGCUAAUCAGAGCUGCGACCCCUUCACUGCCCAGGAGAAGCCCUGCUUGCUUGGUAAUUAUGUGCACUAUGCCGUCAAUGUCUCCAGCACCGCGGAUGUGGUUGCCACGGUCAAGUUUGCAAAGAAGAACAACAUUCGUCUCGUCAUUCGCAACACUGGUCAUGACUUCCUUGGUCGCUCCACUGGCGCUGCCGCUUUGGCCGUCUGGACACACAACCUUGACUCCAUCGAGGUGACUUCCUGGUCCGACUCCACCUACUCCGGUGCCGCCCUGAAGCUCGGAGCCGGUGUUCUGGGUUAUAAAGCCUCCGAAGUUGCCCACGAUAACGGCCUCGUUGUCGUCGGUGGCGAGUGCCCGACUGUGGGUAUCGCCGGUGGCUUUACUCAGGGCGGUGGUCACUCUGCCCUGUCUACAGAAUUCGGUCUUGCCGCUGAUCAGACUCUCGAGUUUGAGGUUGUGACCGCCGCCGGGAGUGUCGUGACUGCUUCGUGGAAGAACAACACGGACCUCUACUGGGCCUUGUCCGGUGGCGGCCCCGGUACCUAUGGUAUCGUCACCUCCAUGACCAUCCGGGCUUUCCCCGAGGCCAAUGUUGGAGGAGCCGCUCUCGCCAUUGCUGCUGCAUACACGACAACCGAAAACUUCAACGAAGCCGUUUCAUUUUUCCAUGCACUGCUACCCAACAUGACUGACCUGGGUGCAAGUGUGGGCUACCUUGUCACCGAUGAAUACCUCCAGAUCAACCCCGUGACCGUGUACAACUCCACCGGGGAUUAUGUCGAGGACACCGUUCUGGCACCACUCAUUGCCAAGCUGGCGGAGCUCGGAAUUCCCUCGUCCUCGAGCUUUACCACCCUGUCCUACUAUGAGCACUAUGCCACGUACAUGGGUCCUCUCCCCGAGGGCCAUCUGGCCGUGGAGUCCUAUACGUUCGGCUCUCGUCUGAUCCCUCGCAGCGUCAUUGAGGACGACAAGGACAGCUUUGACGCCGUGGUGCAGAAUCUGACCGCCAACGGUGUCAUCCUGGGCGUAUCGGCCGGCAGCUUCACCAACAUCCAGGGAGCGACCAAUGCGGCACACCCCGCGUGGCGAUCGGCAGCCAUGCAGAUGCAGCUCAUUACCCUCUGGAACAACUCGGCCGACGCUUGGGAUGCCAACCUGGCCGGGCAGAAGCAAAUGACCGACGAGUUUGUGCCGCAGAUUCAAGCCAUUACUCCCGACAGCGGUACUUACAUCAACGAGGCCGACUUUAACCAGCCAAACUGGAAGGUCGACUUCUUUGGCGCCAACUACAACAAGCUGUUGGCCAUCAAGAACAAGUGGGAUCCCACUGGAGUAUUUUACAUUCUCAAGGGCGUGGGCAGUGACGCUUGGACUGUCGCCAAGGAUGGAAGAAUGUGUCGGGCUUGA